GUCCAGUCCAGUCCAUUGUCACAUGCCAACAGUUUUCUUUUCAGUCUUCACAACCAUUUAUGCUGUAAUUAAGCUUUCUUACUAAUUUGUGCAUAGCCACCGUUCAUGCUGCCAUUCUGCUCUUAAUUUUUCCUAUUCCUCUCAAAAUAAGCUCAUAGAACAAGCUUGGUAUGUUAAAUACUCUCGGUCAAUAGAAGUGGCACCAAGAAUGCACCCAGCUUAGGAAAAGGGAGGAAAAAAAUAUAAUAUACAAAUGCCUAUUGUAUUAGGUAACCUUGCUUGGCUUUCUCUCUUAAUACAGAGUUUGAAGAAUUUAAACAGAUGUAAUAGCUGUUGAAAACCUUUUAGCUUCCCCUUGCAUUUUUCCUUCAGUGGUUUGAAAGCUUAAACAACUAGUUUUCCCUUUCAGCUAUUUUAACUGAAACAAAAUCGAUGCUUUUUCUGCCUUCCCACAAUUUCUAGCUCAUUGGUGUGCUUUGUGAUGCAUUCUCUGCAGUGCCGAACCCUUAGGGGGAGACCAGGCAAUUUGCUUAUGAUGCUUUUGAAUUAUAAACUUGCAGAGUGCAGGGAUGUGGAGCUCCUCCUAGGUCUGCUGGGCUGGAGAGAAUCUAAGCCUAUCAUAUGAUCUUGCCAUUGCGAAAGUGACUUUUGUCGACACAACAGCAUUAGAUCGAUGUGGGUAUCAAAUCCAUGAUUGCCAUGGCAUCUGAUCUAGGUGGCAGUAGGUGUCCAAAGAUCUUAGUCGCUCCAACCUGCUCUUUAGACAGUACAAUUCGGCUGUACAAGCCAAGCACCUGCAAUGAAGUGGUUCAAGGAGUAAAUGGAAGCGAUCCAGUUAAGUGUUUUCCGUGGCCAGCUUCAAACUCCAAGCCACAAGUGCCUCCAAAGCCAUUACAUCUGCAGAAUUCACAGUCAUCCAUUACCCACCAAACCUCUAAGUCUAAAGCUUUGUAUACCACGAAGCCAAGAAUGGAGGAAAUUACACCUAUCUCUUCUUGUGUCUCGAAAGAAAAAUCUAGUAAAGUGUCUGAUCUCAUCAGUCAUUUUGAAGGAGGCAGGUAAACACAUUUCAUUUUAUUCAAAGGUUGCAGAU
Molecule: messenger RNA, 1093 nt
Organism: Thamnophis sirtalis
Lineage: Eukaryota; Metazoa; Chordata; Lepidosauria; Squamata; Natricidae
Source: RefSeq, a predicted model, not a curated record